Molecule: messenger RNA, 1778 nt
Organism: Sitophilus oryzae (rice weevil)
Lineage: Eukaryota; Metazoa; Arthropoda; Insecta; Coleoptera; Curculionidae
Product: protein FAM98A
Exons: 9
Coding region: 126-1586 (486 amino acids)
Cellular component (GO): tRNA-splicing ligase complex
Source: RefSeq, a predicted model, not a curated record
GGUUGACUUGACGUUUGAUGUUUUGAUUCGGGAUUCGGUAUGAUUGCUGCCGGUCCGGUAAAUAUACAAUAAACUGCUGGAAAGGGAGUCUUUAUAAAAUUAGUAUACUAAUUUACUAAUAAAUCAUGUCUAAACUAGAAGACAAAAUUAUUAAAGGGCUGGAAGAUAUUGGAUAUACUGGCCCAUUAUCAAAGUAUUCCCAGCUGCAGACCGCUGUCGAAGUUGGCCCUAAGCAUGAAGAAUAUACACAGUUAGUCAGUUUUCUGACCAGUGAAAUUAGAACACUUGAAAGUGUGGAUGAAGAAGUUAAUCCAAUUUCAUCUCCGGAGGAUUCAGUAGCAUUUGUUAUGGAAAUUACAUCUUUUCUAAAAGAACUAAAUUGUCCUUAUCAAAUACUUACACAUGGUCUAGUCUCGGAGAGACUACAAAAUAUAGCUGAUCGAUUACUGCUCUUGGAUUAUUUAAUUACUGAACUCAUGAGUGCAAGAAUAUUACAAGAUAAGAAACCAGAAAAGAAGAUUGAAUUAAAACUACAAGAAACACCCGAAGCUGCUGAUAUGAGACUGAUUUUGCAAACUUUGCGUUUUCCUAAACCACCAGCUAAUAUAACUAUAACGCAGUUAUUUGAUAAAUUAGAUACCACAAUUCCACUUGCCAUUAAAAAAGCUGGAAGAGAUUUAAUUGGAAGUGGAAUUUUCAGCGGAUUUUUAAGCGAUAAACAGUGGGAAAUAUUAAAAGGAGUACAGAAUGAUUUGGAUAACGAAUAUAAAAUUAGAAGAGAAAUGUUACUUACCCGAUUAGAUGUUACAGUCCAAUCAUUUCAGUGGUCAGAGAGAACAAAAGGAAAGGAUGAACUAUUUGAAAAAAUAUACCAUGACAAACGAAUCUCUUUGAAAAUUGAUCCUGAUGUAAAUAUAUCAGAUUUAAUUUCUGCUAGAACUGACUUGGCCAUUAUUGAAAAAACUAGCAGCGCAGCAGUGAGAAAAAAUACAAGAACCGAUGUAAACAAAGUAAUAAUUGGACAGGUUCCUGAUCGUGGAGGUCGUAGUUGGGAACAAGCGCCUCCACCACCGGAAAUGCCCUCCUGGCAGCAACAGAGAACAACAGGAGGGGGAAAUCAAAGAGGUGGAGGACAAUCAUUUAGUGGUGGUAGAGGGGGGGUUUCUCGUAACGACGGUCGACCUAGUGGAUAUUAUAAACAAGGUUUCCAAGGUGGUAGAAACUCAGGUGGUUAUCAAGAUUUUGGAAAUAGCAAUUACUCAAACAGAGGAGGGUAUCAAGAUCAAGGUAACAGCAGCUUUGAUAACCACUCAUAUGACAACAGAGGUGGGAACGAUGGUUAUAAUAAUUAUGGAAGAGGAGGCGGGAAUAACGGAUAUUUCAAUCGAAGAGAGAGUUCUUACAAUCAAGAUUAUCAACAAAAUAAGAGACCAAAAACAUAUGAUUCAUUUCAGGCAAAUAAAACCACCUAUGCUGAUCAGUAUGUUGAAGAAAAUCAGCAUAAUCAACAAUAUCAAAGGGGAAGAAAUUCCUAUCAGAGAGGCCGAUCGAAUUAUCAUAGAGGAGGAGGGGGAGGAUAUAGAUAAACAAAAAUAUUCACCGUAUUUCUUUUUAUUUAAAAUAGAGUGCAUACAACUGUAAAUUCAGUUUUAAUUAAAUUUUGAAAUUUAUAGCAAUGUAUUCUUAUGUUUAAUAUAAGCUUGUGAACUCAGUACUAAAAUUAUAUUUUAAGUGAUUAAAUUAGUUUACAUUAAAUUGUAACAAUAAAUAUUUAUAAG